CUAUGAAGUGGUUUCGACUUGUCCAUAGGCACAACUCUUUGGCCCCGGCUUCGCAUUUUUUUCGCGCGGCUGUGGCUAUGGUCCCGCCUGCAGAUGGCAGCCUGGACGAUGGCCUGGUUUCAGCCCUUACAGCUCUGACCGAGUGUGCCCAAGGACUCCGGAGUGAGCCUUUGAAGAGCGAGGUGGGGCGUCAAACUCGGCAUCUGCUUCAACAGAUCGAAGGUACUUGUAAGGCUGUUGUGACCGUCCUGGUGGACUCGUUGAGAGAACCCAACCCGGAUGCAGUGGCCUUUGACCAAAUCUGGGCGUUGCGAAACAUCGGCAAGCAAUGCGUGAUCUCGCGGAACUGGAUCUGCGCAAAGCAGGGCAUCGAAGCGGUGGCGCAGGCCAUGGCGCAACACCCAGCCCACGCGAAACUCCUAGAGGAGGGCGCGUGGCUGAGCUACGUCCUCCAUGGCGUCAGUGGGUUCGUGCAACUUCUGAAGCUCUCGCAGGCGAUGCCAGGCAACACGCUGGGCACAAUGGCAGUGCAAUAUGCAACGGCCAAAGCACUGCGGGAGCUUUCGGAACAGCAGAGGGAACGCGGCAAGGAGGGCUGCAUGGGGUGGUCGGAAGCUGAUGUGUUGGUGCUUGGCCUUCUGGCAGCUCUACGACAGCAUUCGCAGCCCAAUGAGGAAUUACUUUGUGAGUGUUUUAAAGCUCUCAAUGAGCUGAUUCACGAACAUCCAGGUCGAGGCAGACUGUUCAUGGAGCAAAGUGGUGGAGAGGCGCUCUUGAAAGCCUUGAGCGCCAGCAGCCCCCCCGGCCCUAACCCUACUAGUCCCAAGUGGCGGCAAGCUGGCAUUUGGCUGAUGACAAAUCUGGUCACAGGAAACCCUAAUGCCGCCUCCACGCUUCGAAGCAUGGGCGCUCUUGAUUGCUUGGUGAAAUGCGGUCAGGUGUUGCCUGGCUCGGGCUUCGACACCAUGUGGACCUUGGGGCAGGUGGGUGGUCCGUUGACGAUCUUGAGACUCUUGGAACGUUGUCAGAACAAAGAGGGCCUCUCUGUCAGUCUGAAAGCUCUCUCCAGACUCACCUGGGAGUCUCUGGAGGACUUUCAAGACCAACUGCCUGAGGUGCUCAAGGAGCUGACAAAGACCAUCCGCUUGAUGGACGAGCGACUCUCCAAGGAGCUGCAACAUGCGUUGCAAGCGCUGGGGGGCGUGUUGAAGUUCUAUUCCGCCACAGUACCACCGAGCCUUUGCCCCGACAUGGACGCGGCAGUAGAGCUGAUGUUGAAGGCCGUGCGCAGCAGCGAUCCGGACGUGGCCAAGGCCGCCAGCGUCUGCCUGGGACACAUUGCCACGCCCCAGUGGCGCCUGCCACUGCAGAGCGCGCUGCCGACCAUGCGCUGCUUGUGGAUGGCCGCGGGCGAAUCCAAGGAAAGCUGCGGAAAUCUUCGCGAUUUGAUGUGGGCUGCAGGCUGUAUCAAUGGACUUCCCGUUUUGACGGAAGCCAUGAGGGAGCGCAUUCAAUGUGCAGAUCUGCAGCACGCAUGCUUGCGUGCCAUCGUGGAUAUCGCUGAUGAAGCGGAUCGUGGCAGCAGCGUUCCCGCUGCUCCCAGCGCGGUCAACGAGACAGUGCACGUCGUGACGGCGGCGAUGAAGCUACACAGCUCAGUGGUGAACCUGCAAUCCUGUGGCUGCGAAGCCUUGGCGGUCUUGCUCACGACGUACAAGGCUGAGGAGGUUCAAAGGGGCCAGCUGUCACGGCUGUCACCGGACGUGCCGAUGGAAGCGUUGGAGGUCGUGCUCCAUGCGUUGAGGCGCUUCCCCAACCAGUUCAAAGUGGUCGAGAAAGUUUUCAUGGCCUUGCGGAGAUUUCUGGAGCCGAUCACGCGCGACCAGGAAUGCCUUGAUGCUGUAAAAAGGACGGUCAAGCUGCUUGGCGAGUCGGACGCUGUCUUGCAGCUGAGAAAAGUCUUCCAGGACUAUCCAAAGGCGCAGCCGGACCUGCUAGAGAAUGCCUGCUUUGCGUUUGCCAUGCUGGCUGGGAUCGAUGCACUGCUGAAAGAGGCCACGGAUGGAACGGUACAAAUCAAGUCUGCUGCUGUGCAGGCGCUUUGUGACUUGUGCCGAAGCUUCGCAGAGCUUCAGCCGAAAGCGGUGGAGAUUCGAAACUGUGCGGCAGGUUUGGUGGCCUCAGAGGUGACCAGAGGACGCGAGGGUGAGAUGGGUCAACAGGUGGUGGAAUUGCAGCGCCGCUACGAGAUGCUCACAGGGCUGCUGCGCUGAGCGAGGCAGACAGCUAGGUUGAAGGGUUGUUUUUGGUGCGUAG
Cladocopium goreaui is the source of this 2316-nucleotide messenger RNA. NCBI's taxonomy places the organism in Eukaryota, Dinophyceae, Suessiales, Symbiodiniaceae. The record is from the annotation of a GenBank genome assembly.